Sinocyclocheilus rhinocerous is the source of this 512-nucleotide messenger RNA. RefSeq names its product non-specific lipid-transfer protein-like. Bases 96 to 512 code for a protein of 138 amino acids. The transcript has 4 exons. The record is from RefSeq and is a predicted model, not a curated record. Gene Ontology annotation, cellular component: cytosol. NCBI's taxonomy places the organism in Eukaryota, Metazoa, Chordata, Actinopteri, Cypriniformes, Cyprinidae.
GAACCCGGAAGUAGCGUUCAGAUACAAAUGUAUUGCUGAUCGAGUGCCAGCGGCCUUCUGAUCAGCUGUCUGUCUGCGGUUCAUAUUCAGCAACAAUGCGAGUCCCACACGUGUCAAGCUCUCCACGCAUCCAGGCGGUGUUGACCAGCUCAUCCUCGGGUCUAGAGGGCUUCAAAGCUCACGCCGUCUUCCAGGAGAUCAGUAAAAAGCUGCAUGAGGAUGGAGAGCAGUUUGUGAAGAAGAUCAGAGGUGUGUUUGCCUUCAAGGUGAAGGACGGGCCGGGAGGAAAGGAAGCCAUCUGGAUCGUUGAUGUUAAGAACGGAAAAGGCUCUGUUCACAAUGAUGCCGGCAUUCUUCCAGGGCAAACUGAAGAUCACCGGAAACAUGGGCAUGGCAAUGAAGCUUCAAAACCUGCAGCUGCAGCCGGGCAAAGCCAAGCUGUGAGAGGCGGAGCCUCCAAUAAGGCGGGGCCUCAAGUAGCCCCUCCCACCGAGUUCACUCUGUUAGAGUAG